ACAGAAUUCAAUGUUCAGGAAGGGUUGAUGAUGGGUAUGUACAGUAACAACGUACUGUAAAAAGUCAUGCAGCUUUAUUUCAGUACGCAUAAAGAACAUGAUCGAAUAGAUACUGGUAGGCCAAGCCAACCGUCUGUACUGGUGUUCUGUCCCUGCCGCCAUCAUGAGCGUUGCCGAACAAAUCCAGGCGUUGAUGCCGGACUUGAUUAACGGGAAAACGCACCAACAACUGGAGGAGGAGCUGGCGGAACGUGACAAGCAGACGGGCUGCCAUGUCGUGAAUGGGAUCAAGUUCCCGUUUUUCGCGUCGCGGUCCAAUCUGGAAGCCCUGAAGACUUUUGAAGUGCGCGAUGACGACGUGUACGUCUUCACCUACCCAAGAUCAGGCACUCACUGGGUGGGGGAAAUAGUCCAAUAUAUCCUUCACGAUGGGAAGGGCAAUUUCGACCGCACUUUCAUGAACAUUGGGCUGGAGACGGCGCUGGCAGAUGACCCAGCUGAACUUGAGUGUGUGACCCCCGGGUACAAGACAUACGCAGCUAUGGCAUCGCCACGGUGCAUCGCAAGCCACUGUAUGGAGAAUUUUCGACCUCCUCAAAUCUUAAGCAGGCAAGCAAAGGUGGUGUACGUGGCCCGAAACCCAAAGGACGUGCUGGUUUCCUUUUAUGUCAACAUGGCAUCUCAUUGGAAGUUUGAUGAGGUGUUCUGGGCAUUUUGUCUCGGAAAAUUGUAUUUCGGAUCUUGGUUUGACCACGUGCUCGGCUAUUGGAAUCAGAGAGACACGGAGAAUUGUCUGUUUGUCAAGUACGAAGAUCUGCACAAGGACCUCAGGGGCUCCAUUUGCAAACUAGCUCAGCAUCUCGGGAAGGAUCUAUCCGAUGACGUCAUCGAUGACAUCGUGGAACGCGUGACCUUUGGUGGGAUGCAGAAGACUUAUCAACAGAUUGAGGAAGAACGCGGGGAGGAGGGGAAACGCAUGACCCAUUUUCUACGCGACUUUCCAUAUCUAAGAAGAGGACAAGUCGGCAACUGGAAGAACACUUUCACGGUGGCACAGAGCGCCCUCUUCGACAAGAUCUACGCCCUGAGGAUGGAAGGGACCGGCUUGGAUUUUGACUUUGAGAUUUGAGAGGCCUGUGCAAUUAUUGUAUGCUAUUGGAUAUACUGCCUCUCUGUAUUCCGUUCUGUAGAAUUUCUAAGGCAACGAUUAUAAUUGGGAUACAGCUUAUAUUUGUCAAAAGAAGCCUAUACGUGCUGACAUGUGCUCAUAACUUUCAAUAGAUAUAUACUGAUAAUAGAAAAUAUAUAACACACAUCGUAUACAGUGCGUAACUAAAGUGUGAGGAAAGUAAUGGAUCGGGUUCCCAUUGGGUCUAGUUCAAUGACACCCAACUGAUUUCAUUCCUGGAGUGAAUAUUUGCAUGUAGGGACACAAUAAAGAGUGCAAUAAAGGGAAUAUCAUCCGUAACUAUGGUAAUUCUAUACAUUGUUAACAUAUUAGGCAAAUGAUUCGUUGGGUAUUUUACAAGCCGCAGAAAUUGUCACCGACACCACGAAGUAACACCCAAGUCCACUUCAGUGUUACUUCGUGAAAACCGCAAAAUGACAAAUUUUGGUUUCACGAAGUAACACUCGUGAGGGCGCGCGCACAUCGGACACUGGCGAGAAUGAUUCUCGUUUUCACACUGUUACGGAAAUACUAUUUGGAUUAAAGCGUUUUAAAAUGUUUGACAGGAAUGUAAUUAAUACCUAUUCUUGUAGGAUUACAGAAAAUU
Patiria miniata (bat star) is the source of this 1775-nucleotide messenger RNA. Its product is annotated as sulfotransferase family cytosolic 1B member 1-like. Bases 164 to 1129 code for a protein of 321 amino acids. Gene Ontology annotation, biological process: sulfation. Gene Ontology annotation, cellular component: cytoplasm. Gene Ontology annotation, molecular function: sulfotransferase activity. The record is from RefSeq and is a predicted model, not a curated record. NCBI's taxonomy places the organism in Eukaryota, Metazoa, Echinodermata, Asteroidea, Valvatida, Asterinidae. The transcript is spliced from 6 exons.